AUGAUUAAAAAGAGAUAUUAAUAAAUUUAAAUAGUUAAAGAUGCUUUAUCAAAUAGAUCAAAUAUUCAAUCAAAUGCAAUUAUGAAAUCACAAUUGACUAAGUAUAACAACGAUUAAUUUUAUUAGAUUAAUCUUAGAGAGAAGCCAUUACCUUUUAUCUAAUAUUAAAGGAAUGAAAAUAAAAUAUUAUAAAAAUUAUUAAAUUGCAAUAUGAAACUUGAUCUCGAUAUUUAUCAAUGGCUUGUCAAAAUUAAUGUUAUACAAGAAUUGCCUAUCAACAAUUUAUUUGCUCACGUUGAUUAAGCUUUGGAAGAGCAAUUCUUGAAUGGAAUAAUAGUUAGUCAAAUUCUUAAACAAUUUGAUUAGAAGAUUGAUGUCGAUGUCAAACAAGGUAAUAGUAAUGGAAUAAGAUUGUUCAAUUGGAAUAAUGUAUGUAGGAGUUUACAAUAGAUUAACAUCACAUUGGAUGAUGAUAUAAAAAUUUCAAUUGUGAAAGGAGAUACUUAGAUGUUGAUGCAGUUUUUGAAGGAAAUAAAAUAACAUUAUGAAAUGGCAUUUUAUGUAGAAGAGCAAGUAAGUACAACAACUAGAUUUGAUUCACAAUAAAAUGAGCCUUAAGAAAUAAGCAUCGAGGAAAUUGAUCCUGAAAAGCCCCUUAAUCAAACAUAAUCACUAUUAGAAUUCAUCAUAGUUUCCCUUUGCAAGCAUUUUACAUUAAAACCCAAAUAAGCAGUAGUCUUACUAAAUUAAAAUUAUAAAUAAUUAUCAAACAUCCUUAUUAAAGGCAACAAAAGUUUCAAGAGUGUCAUCAAUUGGUUGAUGGAAUUGUCUAAAUACAUAAAUCACAUUAUCAAAUUUGUAACUUACAAAAUAGAUAUAUUGUUGUCUCUUCUUAAAGCUGGUUUGGUUUCUCAAAACAAUGAAGUGUGUUAUUGGACAUUAUAUAUCAUUGAAGGAAUUUUGAUAAAUUUGCCAUAAAAAGAAUUACUUGAAGAUGUAUAUGCUUGGUUAGUCAGAGAACAUGGAGGUUUAAUCGUAUUGAUUUUAUCAUAACAACGACAUCACUAAUAUUUAGAAUAAGUCUGUAAAAUAUACAGUGUAGUCUCUUAAUACAAUGUUGUCGAUUUCUUUGAUGUUCAAUUAAGAAAAAUAUUGAAAUCUGGAAAAGAGUACAUUGAUUUCAUAAAUGGGAUAAUCUAAACAAUUCAGAUAAGAGAUCAAAUGUAGGAACUUAACCUUUUUGAGUUAUUUGCUUCGCAUGCUGUUAAAUUAUUUGAACCUUAACAUACUGCAAUGGAGAGAAUGACAGCUCUCAAAUAUUUUGAGCAUUAUUGGAUAUUUUACCCUUAAUCAUUUGUUAUUAAAUAAAUGGAGUAAUAUUUGCUGAACUCAAGAAAAGCUACUCGUGAAUCAAGUUUUGCGAUGAGAAUAUUUACUUAUCAAAGUUUAUUUAGAAUUCUGGACAAUUUAGCCCUCUAAAAGGACAAAUAUGCAGCUUUGUUGUAUAAGAAAUUAGUGUUUUCUCUUAUUGAAAACUUUGAUUAAAAAGGAGUAAGAGAGUUUUUGGUAGCCAACUUCCUAAUGCUCAUUAGAAAAUACUCAACUAUACCAUUAGAUAUUUUAAUCAUUCCUAUGGUGAAAUAACUUUAAAUUGAGUAAAAUGAAGUCUAAAUUAAUAUUGUAGACUUUCAAUUGUUAAAAUCUGUAUGCACUCACCCUAAAAUUGAUGUUAACAUUGCUAUUUUAAUGCUGGAUAUGCUAAGUAAAUUGUAUUUAAGUUCUAUCAUAUCUAAUUACUUUUAACUAGAUUUAUUAAGUCAAAUUAAGUUCAAGAAUUUACCUUUAACCUUGUAAAAAUUGCAAUAUCUGAAUAUUAUGGCAACUAUUAGGAACAUGUUAAAAGUAGUCCAGAUGAAAAUAUUCAAAAGAUAAUAAUUUAGAUCUCAGAUUAUUUCUUUAAUUAAAUUUAUUAUUAAUCUUAGAUCCUUUGAAUUAAACGAAUAGAUUAAACCUGUGAUUGCUCAUUUCUAUUUGGAAAUCCAAUAGAAUUUGAAAACGGAAUCCAAAGCCUUAUUUAUGUUAUUGGGGCAUUUUGGAGAUCCAUAAGAAAUCAUUUAGGAAGAAUAAAAGAAAUAAAAACAAGUUAAUUAAUAACCAUAGCAAUCUAUUUUUUAAAGUUAAAUUGUAAAAUCUUAAUUGCAAGGAUCAAAAAUAUCCCAAGUCUAGUCAGGCUUAAUUCAUCCAAAAUCAAAUAAAGGAACAAUUCCUUAAAAGGAUGAUCCAUUUAGAGAAUUAAGAGAUGAUGCAAAUAAACCAUCUUUGACUAUGCUUGGAAAUCUAUCGUUAAAUUUUGAUGAAUAGUCAUUAUUGAAAUAAUUUGAACUACUUUGA
Messenger RNA from Paramecium tetraurelia, 2391 nucleotides. RefSeq lists its product as uncharacterized. NCBI's taxonomy places the organism in Eukaryota, Ciliophora, Oligohymenophorea, Peniculida, Parameciidae. The record is from RefSeq and is a predicted model, not a curated record. The transcript has 5 exons.